AUAAAAGAGAACUUCCAACUUCAAAGAAUUAUAUAACUCAGACACCUAAAAUGGUGAAGGAAAUGAUCCCAGAUGUAGUCUUGAGCUCUGGACAUAGAAUGCCAUCCACAGGAUUGGGAACAGCAAGCAGCCCUAUGCCUCCAAAUCUCACUUCUAUUCUCCUCCAUGCCAUUGAUCUCGGUUACCGGCACUUCGACACUGCUUCUCUCUACGGUACCGAAGAGUUCGUCGGCCAAGCCAUAGCCCAAGCACUCGAGCAAGGCCUCAUCAAGAGCCGUGGUGAUGUGUUCAUUACUUCAAAGCUAUGGUGCUCUGAUGCAGACCCUGAUCUUGUCCUCCCAGCUCUUAAGAAAACACUCCAGAAGCUUGGGUUAGAUUAUGUGGAUCUCUAUCUGGUGCACUGGCCUGUGAGGUUGAAACAAGGAAGUGGCCAUAUUUUUCCUAAGGAGGACAUUCUUCCCUUUGAUAUGAGAGGGACAUGGGAAGCCAUGGAAGAGUGUUGUAAGCUGGGUCUAGCAAGGUCCAUUGGUGUCAGCAACUUCUCCAACAAGAAGCUUUCCAAACUUCUAACCUAUGCUACCAUCCCUCCAGCCGUGAAUCAGGUGGAAAUGAAUCCUACAUGGCAGCAGAAGAAGUUGAGGGAGUUCUGCAAUGAAAAAGGGAUCCAUGUCAGUGCCUGGUCCCCUCUGGCCUCAUAUGGAGCUCAGUGGGGUCUAUCUGUGGUAAUGGAGAAUCCAAUCCUCAAAAAAAUUGCCAUGGCUAAGGGUAAAACCAUUGCACAGAUCUCACUUAGGUGGGUAUAUCAGCAAGGAGCAAGUCCAAUUGUGAAGAGCUUCAACAUGGAGAGGAUGAAAGAAAACCUUCAAAUCUUUGAUUGGGAACUUACCCAAGAAGAACUGGAUGAGAUAAGCCCGAUUCCACAGAAAAAGGGAUUUGCAGGAGAGACAUUUGUUUCGCCAAACGGGCCUUACAAGUCGUUGGAGGAACUUUGGGAUGAGGAGGUCUAACCCCUCGAUGGGAUUUUAUCUAUCUUAAGAUCUGAAAGCCAUUUGUGGUUCUGUUUCUAUGUUUGUUCUUGAGAGACAAUUAGAUAAUUAGGAUGGCUGAUGAGCUUACUUGGUUUGCUUUGUCUCAUAAAUGUAGUCUGGAGUGUGGUCUAGUUAUGUGUCUCUUCCAUUGUCUCUAAGCAUUGCUUUAAUGGAUUUGUAAUGACUGCGAUGUGAAGUAGUUAAGACUAGGGAACAAUGAUGUCUUUCUUUUC
Messenger RNA from Macadamia integrifolia, 1261 nucleotides. Its product is annotated as protein REDOX 2-like. The record is from RefSeq and is a predicted model, not a curated record. The transcript has 4 exons. Gene Ontology annotation, cellular component: cytosol. Lineage: Eukaryota; Viridiplantae; Streptophyta; Magnoliopsida; Proteales; Proteaceae. Bases 51 to 1007 code for a protein of 318 amino acids. Gene Ontology annotation, molecular function: aldose reductase (NADPH) activity.